AUGGCAGCUAUAAAGACUCCCCGAGGCCUCCCCCCAAGGGAGAUGUCAAAGUCUAUAGGUCCCAACCGAGCUGGCAAUUAUGGCGCUAGCACCUGUAGAACCUCAGCCACAGCACCAGGGGGCGUCAAGCAGUACCCACCAAUCAGUGCCAAAAUCAAGGGGCCAGGGGCCGGAAAAUAUGGCCGGCAGCCCUGCACUGGCAUCAGGAAUCACGACUUCACCAUGUUUGCAGAACCAGCCUACACGAUGCGUAUAAAACACACGGAGAAAAUCUUGGCUGACACAGUCAGUACUGGUGCCUGCUUCAUAGACCCUCACCUCUCCCGCUUUGGGUGGUGGAAGCCAUCGUCCUUCCGCAUACAGAAGCGAGACAAGAGUCUAAGUUUGAUGAGCACACCUGCCCCGAAUGAAUACCACACAGAGAAGGUGCAUCCGCAGGGGGAACCUUAUGCACCGGCUUAUUCCUUGGCCGAUCGCACUCGCUACCGUGAGAAUGAUCCCAAUCCAGCUCCCAAUGCCUAUACCCUCCCAGGGACGCUGGGACCCAGACUUCCCAUCAAACCAUCUGCCCCCUGCUACAGCAUGGCCUCCAAAAUGGAUAUGCAGAGGAACGCAGAGAUGCUGGCAAGAGUCCCUGGCCCAGCAUCUUUUGUUGUGCCCGAACCUAAUGUCUACUUGAAUCGGCAACCUGCCUACAGCAUGUGGAGAAAGUACAAAUUCAUAAGGGACUCUACUCCAGGGCCAGCGGACUACAAGACCAGCCGUGUCACCAUCAUCAAGCCGAGGGCCCCGGAUUUCAGCCUGGGGAUCCGUCACUCUGAGUACCUCACCCCCUUGGUUAUUGAUGUUGUGGAGUGA
Messenger RNA from Gopherus evgoodei (Goodes thornscrub tortoise), 858 nucleotides. It is a transcript of the gene CIMAP1C, whose product is annotated as outer dense fiber of sperm tails 3 like 1. Gene Ontology annotation, cellular component: cytoskeleton. Lineage: Eukaryota; Metazoa; Chordata; Testudines; Testudinidae. The coding region runs from base 1 to 858 and encodes 285 amino acids. The record is from RefSeq and is a predicted model, not a curated record. The transcript has 5 exons.